Molecule: messenger RNA, 723 nt
Organism: Lathyrus oleraceus (garden pea)
Lineage: Eukaryota; Viridiplantae; Streptophyta; Magnoliopsida; Fabales; Fabaceae
Product: proline-rich extensin-like protein EPR1
Exons: 4
Coding region: 1-723 (240 amino acids)
Source: RefSeq, a predicted model, not a curated record
AUGGUCGAUGCACUUUCCACCCUCGCCGGCGACAUACCGUCUCCGCCUCUGUCUGUCAAUGCUCCCGACCCAAAAAUCCAAAAGCCUUAUGUCAACGAAUCCCCUAAAAAGGGUCGAAAGAGGGUCGCCUCCUCUGUUGAACCAAUGGUGGCGAAACCUCCGAAGAAGCAACGGGCGCCUUCGACCCCACCUCCGCAGGUAUCCGAAGAAGUGCCUGUGGAGGAGAACGAAGACUCGGAUGGGAGUGUGCACUCACACAUUUUUUCUCCAUCAAAAGCACCUCCCAGAACUCCACCUACCCCUACACGGCAAAAGAAGGCUCCAUCCCAGAAGACUCCGACAAAGGUGGAUCCUAGGGCUUCCCCGAUAAUUAAAGAGGUUCCUACCCCCCGGGAUUCAGAAAGGACUCCCACUGCAUCGCCCCAUAUCGAUCUCCAGGACUUGAGCCUCCGACAAAAUGCUGAUCUUCAGAUAGACACGGAACUCAAUGAGGAGAAGAUCGAAUGGGAUUCCAAUGAGGCUUGUGAGAGGGAACUCGACGAGUUCGAACACAAGAAGGAAGAGCGUCUUCGUCAGCGGGAAGCCUUCGAUCAGCAAAUAUCUGACUACCAAGCUCAAAUUGCUGAACUCCAUAAAAAGAUUCCUGAAGUGGAAGUGCAGAAAGCUUCCUUGGAGACAGUUGAGGGGAUCCUGAGCAGGAGGCGAUCGACAUUGAGGUUUUGA